This is a messenger RNA of Hydra vulgaris (swiftwater hydra), 1451 nucleotides long. Its product is annotated as tetraspanin-3. The record is from RefSeq and is a predicted model, not a curated record. NCBI's taxonomy places the organism in Eukaryota, Metazoa, Cnidaria, Hydrozoa, Anthoathecata, Hydridae. Gene Ontology annotation, cellular component: plasma membrane.
UUGCGUCUUGACGGAUCUCGUUAAUAAAAAUUCCGCAGCUCUUUAAAUAACUGGUUUGUCAAUAAAAAUAAGAUAAAUGUUUGAUUAACUGCAACUUUAAUGUUUGAGUCGAAGCAUUAUUAAAUUUUAUAAUCUCAAAUUUAAAAAAAUGGUCAAAUAGUUAAAAUGAAUGGUUAUUGUGGAAAAGGAGUUUUAUAUUUUUAUAACCUGAUACUGAUAGGAGCCUCUGGUGUAUUUAUCUACUUAUCUGUGUUGUUUGUUUGGAUAUGGGGUGAUUACUGUACAGUAGUUGCAAACAUUUAUGCUGUUGUUCCGUCUUCUUUAAUUCUUUUUGCUGGAAUAUUAGUCCUGGUCACCGGGCUGAUUGGUUUCAUUGGAACAUAUAAUGAAAGUCGUUGCUCGCUUGGUGUACUAUUCACGCUUCUAUUUAUGAUGUUGUCUAUUGAGAUUGUUUCUGGUACUCUUACUUAUAUUGGGAAACCAAAGAUCAAUGAUGGCAUCAAAAAAAGUCUUUGGCUAGCAUUCAAUGAAUACUACUCAAAAGACUCAUAUUUAAAAAGUUCGUUUGAUAAAAUGCAAAAAGAAUUAAAAUGUUGCGGUGUAAAUGGACCCAAUGAUUGGUUAAAUAUUUCUUAUGUAAUACCUGACUCAUGUUGUAUUCAUUCUGGGAAGAUAUGCUAUCUACUGCCUGAUAAUUUAUAUAAUAAGGGAUGUUUUGAUGAAGUUUUAAACUCAUUUAACCUAAAUCUAAAGAAUAUAGCAGGAAUACUUAUUGGAUUUGCAGUGUUUCAGGAGGGCAACAGCCUUAAUGACGAAAGAUUUCCUGUUGUUUCAGAGAUUUUCGGAAUGAUUAUCACAACUUAUGUUAUAAUUAUCUUAAGGAAGCUUGGCUUGUCGCGUCUAAUAUUUUCUCCUGCUUAAACGUUUAAAUAGGUUAUAUAUAUAUAUAUAUAUAUAUAUAUAUAUAUAUAUAUAUAUAUAUAUAUAUAUAUAUAUAUAUACAUUCCUGAAAACGUUUUUUGUAUACUUUUUAUAUUUAUAAAUGUUUUGAUACAAUUUCUUUUUUGCUGAAUUUGAAUAGUUAAAUGAUUUGUUAUAUACAAAAUGUUAUAUUAUUGCAGAAUCUGAAUAAUAAUAUAUAAUUUAUUAUAUACAAGUUUUCCAGAAAACAAAUAUUUAAUAAAUUUAUUUUGUAUUUUAUAUGAAAAAUAAUAGAUUUUCAAAAUACAUUCAACUACCCAGCCGGCAUUUGGUUCCAAAAAAUCAUCUUUUGAACGUUUAAAAGACGUCUUUUUAGGACUAAAUGUCAGAUAGGUAUUUAUAUAUUCCUUCGUAUACUAUUAUUUUUCUUUAUGCAACAUUUUUCUUAGAAUUUCUUGUGUUUUUGUAAAUUUGUACCACAGUGGUUUGUUUAAUGUUGAAAUUUUUAUGAUGUGAGCAUACAAAAUAUA